AUGUCGGCCGCUAAAGAAAACCGAAAAGAAGACAGUCGCAGGUGUUCGAAGUGUGGCAAAUCCACGGCAAAGGAAAACGUUUCUUUGUUUCGUUUUCCAAAUCCCGGAGUUCGGAAUCUUUUGCGCUGCACCCUGUGGGCAAAAUACCUUUUUCCCUCGGAUGAACAGCACACUUCAAUAGCUUUUCAAAAAAAGCUGUAUGCUGAGCACAGGAUGCUGUGCCAAAAUCACUUCCACGAAGGUGAUUUUACAGAUGGCACUAAAAAAUCAUUGCUAAGAACUGCAGUUCCGCAUGAGAUUGGACCUGUAUUCAUUCCUGCGGUUACAUUGCCCGAUAAUCUGCAGCCAGGCCCUUCACACAUACCUCAAGAACCUCAAGCAGGGCCAUCAAAAAGAAUCCCUUUGAGGGAGAUUGGAAAUUUCCAAUCAACAACGGAUGUUCUUGAAUCUGAGAAAAUUGACAAAGAGAGCAAGACUUACAAAAAAUGCUUGAAAUAUAUGCACAGUGUUUGCCAACUGCGUAAUCGAAUAAAGAACAUGAAACUCAAACUGCAAUUAAAUGCCCUCACAGAAAGCAACUCCUUACGAAAACUUUCAGAGAAAAUCUCACCAACAUUCGCUCUUUUGCUCCAAGGGCAAUUAAGAAAUUAUAAUAAAAAAAUCACUGGAAGGAGAUGGACAAAGGAGGAAAAAAUUGUAGCCUUGAGGCUAUUUAAAAGGUCACCAACUUGUUACCGCUUGUUGAGGAGAUUAUUUUAUUUACCAUCUCCAGGCACCCUAAAGGCUUUGCUGAACAGAGUGCCUUUUGCUAUAGGUAUUACCGAGCCAGUACUGGAAGUACUCAAACAAUUUUUAAAAACACAGCAGCGAUCGGACAAUAAUUAUAUUUUAAUGUUCGAUGAAAUAUCAUUAAAGAAACAUUUUGAUUAUAACCCAAAGGAAGAUGUCAUUGAUGGAUACCAAGAUCAUGGGGCACAAGGAAGGUCCCCCAAUGUGGCAUCCCAUGCCCUAGUUUUUAUGGUUGCUGGCAUAAGGAAAACUGUAAAACAACCGAUUGCACAUUUCUUCUCAAGUGGCUUUUCAACAGCGGACAGGCUUGCAGUGCUUUUGAAAGAGAUCUUACAGCAAUGUUUUGCAUCAGGUAUUAACAUAUCUGCCACUGUCUGUGACAUGGAUGGUGUAAAUAGACGAGCACUGUCAAUCUUGGGUGCAACUGUGGAGCGCCCAUACAUAACAGUGCAUAACAAAGAGAUUGUGACAUUAUUUGACACACCACAUCUUGUCAAAUGCUUUAGAAAUCUUUUUUUAAAAUAUGACAUUGAGUGCACUACUAACAUUUCAUCUGAAGACAAGAAAGGAAAAGGUGUGGCCAAAUGGUCUCACAUAAAAGAUUUCUUUGAAAUCGACAACAAAAACCAAAUUUUGUAUGAAGCAUCAGCAUCUGCGCUCAAACGCAAGAUGAAGAUAAUUAUGCAUAAAUAA
Pieris macdunnoughi is the source of this 1482-nucleotide messenger RNA. Lineage: Eukaryota; Metazoa; Arthropoda; Insecta; Lepidoptera; Pieridae. The record is from the annotation of a GenBank genome assembly.